AUGAGCGCGCCAAUGUUCUCGCUUCAAGGCCAGACGGCCGUCGUCACCGGCUGCACCCGUGGCAUUGGCCAAGCCGUAGCCAUUGGUCUCGCCGAAGCUGGUGCCGACGUCAUUCUCGUGCAGAGAGACACCGGCGUCACAGCCACGAAAGAAGCAGUUGAACAGUUGGGCCGCAAGGCGUGGAUCUACACGGCGGACAUGGCGGACCAAGAAUCCGUCAAGGCGCUCACGCCCAAGAUUCUAGCUGACGGGCAUGAGGUUCGAAUUCUGGUCACCUGUGCCGGUAUCCAGCGAAGACAUCCAUGCGAAGAGUUCCCCGACAGCGACUUCAACGAGGUCAUGCAAGUGAACCUCAAUGCCGUCUUCACACUCUGCCGAGACUUUGGCGCACACAUGCUCCAUCUCGAACCAUCACCAGCCACCGGCCGCCGUGGCAGCAUCAUCAACUUUGCCUCGCUGCUCACCUUCCAAGGCGGCCUCACCGUGCCCGCGUACGCAGCGUCCAAAGGCGCAGUCGGCCAAGUCACAAAGAGCUUCGCAAACGAAUGGACGUCAAAGGGCAUCACGGUCAACGCCAUCGCCCCGGGAUACAUUGAGACGGACAUGAACACAGCGCUGCUGAACAACCCCGAGCGACUGGCGAGUAUCAGCGCCCGCAUUCCCGCCGGCAGAUGGGGCAGUCCGGAGGAUUUCAAAGGAACGACAGUGUACCUUGCCAGUCGGGCGAGUGCGUACGUGAGUGGCCAUACAUUGGUCGUCGACGGCGGUUGGAUGGGCCGGUAA
Messenger RNA from Pochonia chlamydosporia 170, 783 nucleotides. Its product is annotated as 2-deoxy-D-gluconate 3-dehydrogenase. The record is from RefSeq and is a predicted model, not a curated record. Gene Ontology annotation, molecular function: oxidoreductase activity, acting on the CH-OH group of donors, NAD or NADP as acceptor. The coding region runs from base 1 to 783 and encodes 260 amino acids. NCBI's taxonomy places the organism in Eukaryota, Fungi, Ascomycota, Sordariomycetes, Hypocreales, Clavicipitaceae. The transcript is spliced from 3 exons.